AUGGAAACCAGAGAAUUUAUGAAAACACAACACCACCCAAAAACUUUAAAACCAAACUCAAAAGAAUACUUUAAAACAAGAAAUGACUAUUAUCAAAAAGAACUACUAAACAAAGAAACGAUAGAACAAAGAAAUCAAGAAGAAAUAGAAAAACUAUUAAAGGAAUUGAAUGAUAAAAAAGAACUCUUAAAAGAAAACGAAGAAAGAUUACAAAGAAAUGAAAAGUUCAAAAAAGAAGACCAAACCUGA
Molecule: messenger RNA, 249 nt
Organism: Racocetra fulgida
Lineage: Eukaryota; Fungi; Glomeromycota; Glomeromycetes; Diversisporales; Gigasporaceae
Source: the annotation of a GenBank genome assembly